CCAAGUUGGGGCCAAUACUGAAAAGGCCCUGGCCCUAGUUGAGGCCAAUCUAGCCACCUUAUGGCUCGGGAUCUCCAAAAUAUUGUUAUUUGUGGACCUUAAGGUCCUCCGCGGGACAUACCAGGAGAGGCGGUCCCGUAGGUACGAGGGUCCGAAGCCGCCUAGGGCUUUAAAGGUCAAAACCAGCACCUUAAGUCUGAUCCUGUACUCCACCGGGAGCCAGUGCAGCUGGUAAAGCACUGGAUGAAUGUGAUCCCACGGCUGGGACCCCGUAAGGAGCCUCACUGCGGCAUUCUGCACCCACUGGAGUUUCUGGGUCAGCUUCAAGAAGGUGAGGAACUCCAGCAGCAACCUUAAGUGUGAGAAGGGCUCGGCAGUAGAGUAUAUUUCUUGCAGGUAAAAGGUCCUCCCAGAUUCCUGGAAUCUCCAAGUUGCCUUGGGCGAAAUUCCUGCUUGAGACCUUGAAGUGCUGCUGCCAGUCAGAGCAGGCAGGAUUGGGCUCAGGUGCGCAAUUAGCCUGACCUUUUGAAAGCCACCUUCCUAUGUGCCCAACAGCGGGGUUACAACUGCACAAGGAACAUUCCUUCUCUUCACCUAUAAUACCUUGACCACAGACUCUUGCUUGCCAGCCUCUCCUUGCUGUUCUUGGAAUCACCCCUCCCAGAUGAUAAAGCACCAGUCACCUCUGUUUGCUUUUAAUCAUCCUUCAGGUAUGUUACAGCUCACUGUGAUCCCUAUAUCUGGAAACAGUUUGGGAAUUGCUGGUCUCCCAAGUAUAUAUGCCGGGGCCUCCCUCUAGUCCCACGCCUUUGCCCUAUUUGCAAAACCGAAUGAGGUUGAUUGGUAAAGGCGCUUCUCCGUUGUGCAAUUUACUCACCCCAAGAGGUUCUUUCCCGUGUUUAUGGAGCCAGGUUGGAGGGGUUGCUUCUAGGACAGACAAGAUAAAUGGGCUGAGAGCAGCAAUUGAUCAUCAGACUGUGCAGCAAAGACAGCUAUUGAUCCAGAAAAGAAGAGAGGGAAAAUAAGGGGCAGUGUUGUUUUCUUCUUCUUUUUAAUGAGACAAUUGAUGUGCAUGGUGGAUGUUUGAGGGCUAUUUUGCUACACAGUAGGUAUGGAAGCACAGUUAACUCUUUGCUACGGAAAGCCCAAGGGAUUGGGCUGUUUGAUCCUUGCCAAAGUAGUUAUUAUGUAAGGAUCUUAGAGGAGAGUGGCUAUUUUGGAAGAUGCACCCCUGUGUUCUGUCCAAAUAUUAUUUUGCACUCCACAAGACUGUAGCAGAAACCAGGUGCCCUGCAAGGCUGAUAGACAGGUGUCACCCAAAUACCUGGUGCCGCUUGCAAUUUUUUAAAAAAUGUCAUUUUUAUUAUAAAUAAAACAACAAGCAAUUUAUUUUUAUUUUUAUUUUAUUACCAAAAUGGUUAAGAGUCAGCAUGGGGAGGCCGAGAGAACACUGGGUUUCUUUCUGGAAUGCAAGCCUGUCACUUCUACCACAAAACCAAACUCUCUCUUUUUAAUACAGUUUUAUUCAAGAUUUACAUAAUUACAAACAUAACAGAAGUCAUAAACAAUAAAUAAAUCCACAUAAAUCAUAAAACUAAAAAUACAACAUUAAUAUCAAUAACAAUUUAGAAUGGCAUAGAUUAAAAAAAAAAUUUAAAUAUCCAUUGGGGGGGGAAACAACAUGGGUGAAAUAUACAUUUGGGUAGGUUUGCCUAAGCAAACAACAAACAAAAAACUUCAGGAGACAUUGAAAACAACACAGCAAAGGAACCUGCCUAAUAUUAAUUGAUGUCUUGACAAAUGCCAAUAUUCACUCCACCUUGUUCUCUCCCUGCCUCUCCCUCUUUCUAAUUGUCCCUUUCACUUGCCUCUCAACUAUGCUGGUACAAGCCUGCUUUGGGAACUAUUAGAGAAAGGGUAUCUGUUCCUGUCAUUAUCUAUUUUUCCCAUCCGUGUGUGUGUGUGUGUGUGUGUGUGUGUGUGUGUGUGUGUGUGUGUGUUUCCAAAGGGCUUGUAAUCCUACCCUGUCACCCAGUACCCUCAAACAUACACACAGUCCAGGAGCUACAUUCUAGGGAAAGUGCCAUGGUUGGGUGGUGUGUGUGACAGGACUUUGUUAGGGGGGGCAAAACUGACGUGCUUGGUCAGUUAGUUUUUCUAUUGUUUUACUUGAUCUAGGGAGGUGGAAGCUGGCCCCUGCCUACCCCCCCCCUUGACUACACCCAUGACUUUUUGGCUGAAAAGAAACUGACCAAACUGCUUUCACUUCCCCUGAGAAGGGAAAAUUCCCCAGGCAGGAGGACCAUGUGACCUCAUGAAGCCACACCAGGAAGAGUAAGAGAGUGUAGGCGGACUCCAAACAGAGAGAGAGAGAGAGAGAGAGAGAGAGAGAGAGAGAGAGAGAGAGAGAGAGAGAGAGAGAGAGAGAGGUGAGUGCUUGCCUGUGUGGACUGAGCUAUCCUAAAAGCAGUCUCUGCCCUGACUCCUGAACAGCCCUCUGCCUCUGAAGCGAAUAUAAGGAGUCUUGCUUUCAUAACCAAAACCAGAAACCCUGAACUGGCUCCCAGCCUUCUUUUUCUGCCCCAACCAAAGGGAUCAACAAGCAGAAGCUUCCCGUGACCAUGCUUGGUGGGAUGGAGAUGAGGACCUGGAUUGAGCCUGUCGUUGCCGGGGCUCAGCUUGCAAGCUCUUUCUACGACACCGGGCUGCUGCUAGUGGUGAAGAACUACUACAACCACACCAACUCCUCGGCGCAAGCCAACGAGAAUUCUCAGCAGAAAGCCAUCUCCAACUUCUUCAUUAUCUACAAGCUUCUCGACGGCUUGACGCCGCUGCUGUCGGCUUACGGCCUGGCUAAGCUGGGCGACCUGAAGAGCAGGAAGAUCUCCAUCUGCGUGCCUCUCCUGGGCUAUUUGCUCUCCCGGAUCCUGCUGCUCCUCCUCAUCCUGCGGAUGUGGCCCAUUGAGGUGAUGUAUGGGGCUGCUGUGUUGCACGGGCUGUCUGGAGGCUUCACCACAUACUGGGCCAGCGUCAUGGCUCUGGUGUCUAAGGGCUCCUCCGAGAGCAGGCGAUCACUUCGCCUUAUCAUCGUCGAGCUCAUCUACGGCAUAGCUGGCUUCGUGGGGAGCAUUGCUUCUGGGCACCUCUUUGUCAGCUUCCACCUCAGCUACCGCCACGGCGCAGUCCUGGUUUCUUGCAGCGUUGCCUUAUACGCUUUCUGCCUCCUCUACAGCCUCUUUGUCCUCAGGGUCCCCAAGCCUGCAAGGUCUUGUCCUCUUGCUUCUGCAGAGCCAAACCAUCCUGACAUCAAGCUGGCUGAGGAUGAUGACGGAGAGCCUCACUUCCACGAGAGUUGCUCCUCUAUGGUACCUUCCAAGCUCAUCAUUGCCAUGCUUUUUGUGGCUGCCAUAAUGUAUGACUCAACUGUGGCGGGAGCCAUGGAUGUGCUGCCACUUUUUCUCUUGAAGGAGCCCCUGAGCUGGGGGCCGGUAUAUAUUGGCUAUGCCAACGCUGCUGGCUUUCUGAUCUUUAUCACCAGCUUCCUAGGAGUUUUUAUGUUCUCCAGGGUUUUCAGAGACACCACCAUGAUUAUGAUGGGGAUCGUGUCUUUCUCAGCCGGCAUCCUCAUCAUGGCCUUUGUGCGAUGGACGUACCUGUUUUACAUUGCCCGUGGUGUGAUGCUGUUUGCCCUCAUUCCCUUGCCGACCAUCAGAUCUUUGCUGUCGAAACACAUAGAAGGAACUUCCUAUGGAAAGGUGUUUGUCUUGCUGCAGCUUUCACUGGUGAUCACCGGUGUUGUGACAUCAACUGUCUAUAACAAGAUCUACCAAAACACCUUGGAGUGGUUCAGCGGGUUCUGCUUCCUGUUGUCAUGUGGUAUAGGAUGCCUGAGCCUCAUCCCUAUCAGUAUUAUAGCAUGGAAGCAAAAGGCAACAUCUGGUUCACUUGAGAUUUUAACGGACUGAGAGCAGAAGGAAGCGGCCGUACCUAUUUCAGAAGCGGACAUACAAAUCAAGAGCAUGACUUGAGGGGCCCAGCAGUUGGGCUGCUUGAAAGAUGGCCUGCGUCUUGCAAUUACCUGCACGGAGAGAGAUGUUCAGUAUCUACUGACUGGUCUCCGUAGCGUUUCAAGGGGGUGGUACUGCAAGUUAAAAUCAAGAUGCAACAAGCGAGACAAUUGGCACCUAGAGAGGUGGCAUUGUCUCUGUAGCAUGGUUCUCCUUCCACCCAAAAAGGUUGCCGUCGCUAAUGCCAAUUCCCUCGUCCGCAUCACUCCAGCUCUGAAAGCAAAUGUUCUCCCCUCCCUAAGCAACAAGGGUCUUGCUACCCUCUUUCUAGAGCAGAACAUGCCACACUAGAGGCCUUCAAACAGAAGCGGGACAGAAGCUGCACUAGCUCUCGAUUGCCCGCGUUGAGCAAUUGGGUUAGACUAUAUGGCUUCCAAUGACCCCUUCCAGCUCUAUUCAUCUAUCUCACUGAAGUCGCAGUAGCAUUUGAGAUCCAGCUCUGAGGUCCUUCUGGCAGUUCCCUCAUGGCCAGAAGUGAAGUUCCCAGGCAGAGGGGUUUCUCAGCAGUGGCGCCCUCCCUGUGGAACACCCUCUUGUCAGAUGUCAAGGAGAUAAAGAACUGCACAACUUUUAGAAGAAUAUGAAGGGAAGUUUUUUUCAAAAUGUUUGAUGUUUUAUUACGUUUUUAUAUUUUGAUGGAAGAUGCCCAGAGUGGCUGGGGCCACCCGGUCAGAUGGGUGGGGUAUAAAUAAUAAAACUGUUGUUGUUAGCUUU
This is a messenger RNA of Zootoca vivipara (common lizard), 4781 nucleotides long. RefSeq names its product solute carrier family 46 member 2 (gene SLC46A2). The record is from RefSeq and is a predicted model, not a curated record. Gene Ontology annotation, molecular function: transmembrane transporter activity. Gene Ontology annotation, biological process: transmembrane transport. Gene Ontology annotation, cellular component: membrane. Lineage: Eukaryota; Metazoa; Chordata; Lepidosauria; Squamata; Lacertidae.